Molecule: messenger RNA, 1494 nt
Organism: Ilex paraguariensis (yerba mate)
Lineage: Eukaryota; Viridiplantae; Streptophyta; Magnoliopsida; Aquifoliales; Aquifoliaceae
Source: the annotation of a GenBank genome assembly
AUGGCGACACACAACCGUCGAUCAUCAACGUCGUCGUCGUCUUCAUUCGCCAAGAGGCAUUCAGUGUCGGAGAAUCCUGGAAAGGCUACGGCGGUGAAGCCACAAUUGGCGAAGAAGAGGCCCGCUCUGACCAACCUGACGAACCAAAGGGAUGGGCCUCAGAACGCUUCACGGACCACCAUUGUCUCCAAAACUAUGGUGCCAUGCAAUGCUAAAGUUGACGGGAUGAAGAAGGGAUCUUCUACUUUCAUUUAUGAUGAAAACAACUCAAACAAUUUCUUGCCCAAAUCCUGGAAUGUGAAUUCAAGUGCAGUUUCUUCCAAGGAUACAUAUAUUCAGAGGGUUGAUCAAUCCAUAAUCAGUGUUUCUGCCUCUACUCCCCUCAGUUGCAUGGAUGUUUCUCCGAGUCAAUCUGAUAAUGGUUCAGUUUCUUUAGAUGAGAGCAUGUCUACUAGUGAUUCUCUGGGGAGUCCUGAAUUUGAAUAUGUAGACAAAGAUGGUGAUUUGGUGAUUGGUAUGUGUGACAGUCUCAACACGUCAGAUCAUGCGGGAGUAGCAGGGGAUAUCUGCAAGGCUAACACAGUGUUGGAGAUUGAAACAGUUUACAAAGUUGUUAAUGUUGAUGAUAACGUCACGGAUCCUCAAUUUUGUGCAACUAUAGCAUGUGACAUCUAUAAAAACUUGCGUACAUCUGAGACAAAGAAGAGGCCUGCUGCAGACUUCAUGGAGGAAAUUCAGAAAGAUAUUAAUCCCAGUAUGCGUGCUAUACUGAUUGAUUGGCUUGUGGAGGUUGCUGAAGAGUACAGACUUGUACCAGAAACAUUGUUUUUGGCCGUUAACUACAUAGAUCGUUAUCUCUCGGGAAAUACGAUAAACAGGCAACGGUUACAACUGCUUGGUGUUGCUUGCAUGAUGAUUGCUGCUAAAUACGAGGAGAUUUGCGCACCUCAGGUGGAAGAGUUCUGCUACAUCACUGAUAACACAUAUUUGAAGAACGAGGUUUUGCAAAUGGAAUCUGCUGUGCUAAAUUACUUGAAGUUUGAAAUGACAGCCCCGACCGCCAAAUGUUUUUUGAGGCGUUUUGUUCGUGCUGCUCAAGGAUUGGAUGAGGUUCCAUCAAUCCAGUUGGAGUGCCUAGCCAGCUACCUUUCAGAAUUAUCACUGCUAGAGUACAAAAUGCUUCGCUUUGCUCCAUCCCUAAUUGCUGCUUCUGCAACUUUUUUGGCCAAGUUUAUACUCGUCCCUUCCGAAAAACCAUGGGCAAGUGAUUUUGUUGCUGUCUUAGAUCAUAAUCCUCCUGUAAAUAUUUUGAUACAGACUUCAACCUUGAAGCAUUACACCCUUUACAAGCCCUCUGAUUUGUGUGACUGUGUCAAGGAACUGCAUCGCCUCAGUUAUAAUGACCAUAAUUCCACUUUACCUGCAAUUAGGGAGAAAUACAGUCAGCAUAAGAAUUGGCAAUGGUACAGGUGGAAUUUGUGUGGCACAUUAUAA